Molecule: messenger RNA, 2431 nt
Organism: Centruroides sculpturatus (bark scorpion)
Lineage: Eukaryota; Metazoa; Arthropoda; Arachnida; Scorpiones; Buthidae
Gene: Tbc1d15-17
Product: TBC1 domain family member 15-like
Exons: 15
Coding region: 14-2014 (666 amino acids)
Biological process (GO): activation of GTPase activity
Molecular function (GO): GTPase activator activity
Source: RefSeq, a predicted model, not a curated record
UCUGUCAAAGAAGAUGGCGGAAAACAGGGGGACGGUUGUUUAUGUACAUCAUGAAAUUCAAAUUCAAGUAUCAAUACCACACAGGGAUAUUGAGAAUAUCUAUUCCGGUGUUUUGUCUAUUAGAGAAGAACCUCUAGGUCCAGUUGUUGAAUGGACUCCAAAAGAGAUCAUUGAAUGCAUUCAAAGACAGUUAUCAAGUCCAGAUAGCGAAACAUUAGAAUGGGAAGACAUAUCUUUUGGGACAUCAGUCAGUUAUAAAAUAAAGAAUAAUUCUUUUGAAGAAAAUGGUGGCAAAUCCUGUUCAGGAAAAAAGCCAAAUGUAAUUAUAUUUGAAGUAAUGGAUUUGAAAUCAUACAGAUACUAUGAAAUACCUAAAAAUAAUAAAGUUCAACUAACUUUCUUUUUGAAAGAUGGCUCUACCAUACCAUCUUUUCAAUUUCCUCCAAUGGAAAAUGAAUGUUUUCUUUUGGCCUUAAAAAAAUACAUUUCUUUUAGACAGUCAUCAAAAGAUGAUUCUUUAUUUGUAGUUACUGAUCCUAGUGUUGAAGCACUUGAGAAAUCUUUCAGUGAACUCCAUUUGUUUGGAGAGCAUUCGUCAGAUUUAGUUACGAAAUUUUUUCAGGACCCAUAUUCUGCAACGUUAGGUGGGUUUUCCAAAGUGACUAAUUUUCUUUUUGACUACUUGCUGCCGAAUGGUAACCAACCAACAGGAUGUUCAGUGGAAGAAGUAGCAGAGUUGCUUCAUGACAGUAUUCCUAGUGUUGAAUUUAAUGAGCCAGGGUUUGAAGUUAUUUCAUGUAUAGAGCUUCCUUCCCGCCCAAAAGUGCAAAGGUCUGAACCGGUCACUCGAGAAGAAUGGUUAUCUAAUAUUGAUCCAGAAGGCAGAAUCAAUAAUGUUGCAACAUUAAAGAGAAAAAUUUUUAAAGGGGGUUUGACUAGUUCAAUUCGAUCAGAUGUAUGGAAAUUUCUGCUAGGUUAUUAUAGUUUUAAUUCUACACAGAAUGAAAGACAGCUUCACAGAAAGCAGAAAGAAAACGAUUACUAUAGAAUGAAACUUCAGUGGAAAUCAAUUACUCCAGAUCAAGAAGCAAGAUUCUCAGCAUUGAGAGAUCGGAAAAACCUUGUAGAAAAAGAUGUUAGUCGUACUGAUAGAAAUCAUCCAUUCUUCAAGGGAGAAAACAAUUCUAAUAUACAAAUGUUAUAUGAUAUUCUUAUGACAUAUUGCAUGUAUAAUUUUGAUUUAGGUUAUGUCCAAGGUAUGAGUGAUUUAUUAUCACCAAUUUUGUAUAUAAUGAAAAAUGAAGCUGAUUCGUUUUGGUGCUUUGCUGGUUUACUUGACAGGAUGGGGGUUAAUUUUGAAAUGGAUCAGCAAGGUAUGAAAAUGCAGUUACAACAUCUUUACACUCUUCUUCAUUUUGCUGAUCCUCAGCUAGCUGAAUAUUUAGAAUCACAUGAAUCUGGAAAUCUGUAUUUUUGUUUCCGUUGGCUGCUCAUAUUAUUUAAAAGAGAAUUCAGAUUCCAUGAUAUUAUGCAUCUGUGGGAGGUCCUUUGGACAGAUUUGCCUUGUAAGAAUUUUCAUUUAUUAAUCUGUAUGGCCAUAUUGGAUAAAGAAAAGGAUACUUUGAUGGAAAAUGAAUUUGGUUUGACAGAAAUAUUAAAACACAUCAAUGAUAUGGCUUACAACAUUGAUUUGGAGGAAACAUUAUGUUGUGCUGAAGGAAUAUAUUUACAGUUAAGUCAAUGCAAACAGUUGACACAGAGUGUACAAGACAUUCUGGGAAUUCAUGUGUCUUUGCCCCCUGAGUCUGAAAACACUGUAAUUGUGCCUGGAAUCAAGGCUACACCUCCCUCCUCUCUUGCUGCUGGUGAUGGACCUGUACAGCCUUUGAUACAUAGUGCAGGACAAGGAAAAGCAAACACCAGUCCUCCUAGUGGAAGUAGCAGCAUUGAAGUCCUGUCAGAUGAUGUUGACUUAGAAUCAAAGUUUCAGUUAGCAGUUGACUUGAACACAUGAUUAUGAAAUUAACAAUAAUGGUUUUAAAAUAAUGAGACAACUUGGAGAAAACUGUAUUGCAAAUCUUGCUUAUUUUAUAUUUAAUUUAAAAAACUUGAAUAUUUUUAGUUAUAUCUAAGACAGAUUGGCUGGUAAUGCCUGUCAAAAUGCCUAGAUUUGUAAAUUUUGUAGAAUGUAAUUCAACAAUUUUUAAAACUUAAAUAAGGAAACAAAAUGCAAUAUAUUUGAUGAAAAUGCUAUCUCUUUGCAAGUUGUUUUGGUUGCCUCUUGAGUAUGAAGCAAAUGCUCAGAGAAAUCAAAAUGACAGUUGUGCAAAUUUAUACAUUUUUAUCACCAAUUGUAUAAACUCCAUAAUUAAUUAAGUGAGCAUUUGUACAUAUACACAUAUAAUAUUAAUAAUAUUAAAUUUGAGAGUUU